Molecule: messenger RNA, 810 nt
Organism: Alternaria infectoria
Lineage: Eukaryota; Fungi; Ascomycota; Dothideomycetes; Pleosporales; Pleosporaceae
Exons: 2
Coding region: 1-810 (269 amino acids)
Biological process (GO): transmembrane transport
Cellular component (GO): membrane
Molecular function (GO): transmembrane transporter activity
Source: RefSeq, a predicted model, not a curated record
AUGUCGGAAGAGACCCACGAUGCCGCUAUUCGCGGCCCUGUAGCGAUCCGCGCUGCGAUCCUCGUCUCCGGCGUCGUCGGUUGGAUGCUAACCGUCACCUUCUGCUUCUGCAUGUCAGACUACGAUGCGAUCAUGGCAACGCCGACCGGUCUGCCCGUGGCCCAGAUCUUCUUCAACGCCGGUGGCAAAACAGGUGGAACCAUCAUGUGGUUCUUCGUCAUGUUGGUCCAGUUCUUCACCGGCUGCUCUGCCAUGUUGGCAAAUGCUAGAAUGGCUUGGGCCUUUUCCCGCGACGCAGCCUUUCCAUUCUCGGGUUUCUGGAGCAAGAUCAAUUCCUACACGCACACUCCGGUCAAUGCGGUGUGGCUUGUUGUGCUGUUCUGCAGCUGCCUCGACCUAAUCGGCAUUGGAAGCACUCUUACCAUUACGGCUAUCUUCAACAUCACCGCCCCGGCCUUGGACAUUAGUUACAUCGCAGUCAUCAUUGCACACCGAUGGUACGAGAACACUGUCACUUUCCACCCUGGACCAUACACGAUGGGCAGAUGGAGCAAGCCGGUCAAUGCAAUUGCAGUGACAUGGGUCAUCUUCAUCAGUGUUGUGUUGUUCUUCCCGACUGUCAAGCCAGUCAGGGCCGACAACAUGAACUACGCUAUCUGUGUGGCAGCCUUCAUUGGCCUGUUUAGCACCGUUUGGUGGUAUGCGGGUGCAAGGAAGAAGUACACCGGCCCGCGCACAAGCGACACCAUCGACAUGCUUCCACCGGAGGAUCCAGAGGACAUCCUCAGCGACUACGACAACAAUGUUUAG